UCUAAGAGAAUUGACAUCUGACGGUCGCCUUCUGAUAAAUUCAUGCCGAGAUGGCCACUACCAAAAAUUUUAUCGGUAUUUUGAAAAAAACACAUAUUAGUUCAGCUCUAGGAUAUCAAUUUAAGAAAGACAGUGCUCGAUCACUUCAUUUCUGCAGAUCAUGUAGUAAAUCAACUCUUGUCAAUCUGUACUUUCCAAGUUUCAGAAGUAAUAUUUUAUCUCCAUUCGAAGUUUCAAACUAUAAGGGUUUCCAUACAUCAUCUUUGUUGAACGCUAAAGAUUACUAUAAAAUCUUGGGAGUUAGUCAGAAUGCUAGCAGUUCUGAAAUAAAGAAAGCUUAUUAUAAAUUAGCGAAGAAGUAUCAUCCUGAUGUAAAUAAGGAAGAUCCAUCAGCAGCUUCAAAGUUUCAGGAAGUGUCUGAAGCUUAUGAGAUAUUGGGGGAUGACACUAAACGCAAACAAUUUGAUCAAUGGGGUGCUACUGCAGAACAGAUGGGUGGAAUGGGAGGACCUACAGGCACUGGCACUUCUUAUGGUCCUGAUGGUUUCAGCCAAAGUUGGGCAUACCAGAGUACCAUAGAUCCUGAAGAACUUUUCCGUAAAAUAUUUGGUCAAGCCGGGUUUGGCAAAAAUAGUGCAAAUUUUGAAGAUUUUGCGGAAUCCAAUUAUGGAUUUGGAGAAGCACAAGAGGUUAUUGUGAAACUGUCAUUCUCUCAAGCAGCUCGUGGUAUAAACAAAGAAAUAAAUGUAAAUGUAGUAGAUACUUGUCCUAAAUGCAGAGGUUCUAGAGCUGAACUUGGUACUAAAGCCACACGUUGUAGUUAUUGUGAUGGUACCGGUAUGGAAAGUGUUACAAGGGGACCUUUUAUCAUGAGAUCUACUUGUCGUUAUUGCCAAGGCUCAAGGAUGUUCAUUAAACACAAAUGUACAGAAUGUGAAGGAAAAGGAUCUACUGUUCAAAGAAAAAAAGUUGUUGUACCUGUACCAGCAGGUAUUCAAGAUGGCCAAACUGUGAGAAUGUCAGUUGGACAAAAAGAAUUGUUCAUAACAUUUAGAGUAGAAAAAUCGAAUUAUUUCAAAAGAGAUGGUGCAGAUGUCUACACUGAGGCUGAAAUAUCUGUGGCGCAAGCAGUUCUGGGAGGUACCAUAAGAAUUCAAGGAGUUUAUGAGGAUCAUACAAUACAGGUUAUGCAAGGAACAUCCUCUCAUACUAAAAUUAGGUUAAGCGGUAAAGGCUUGAAAAAAGUGAAUGGAUAUGGUAGUGGGGAUCAUUAUGUGACUUUCAAAAUAGAUGUACCAAAAACAUUAAAUGAAAAACAGAAAGCUCUCAUGCAAGCUUAUGCUGAAUUGGAAAGCAAUACACAUGGUCAAAUCUUUGGUGUGACAUUUAAGAAAAACGGUGAGAAAAUAAGUUCGACUGAAGGCUCUGAUAUUCUGAAUGCUAUAAAGCAAGUUCUUGAAGGUAAGAAUGAUGAAAACCUUAAAAACAACGUUAAUGAUCAUGAGAAUAAUAGGACGAUCGAAAACAAAGAAGAAAAAUUGAGCAGCAACAAAACAGAACAACAAAAUUCGAAAUCUAAUACUAAAGAAGAAAAUGAAGAACUCAGUGAUGUGGAAGAAGCUAAACAAAAAGUAGCUUAAAGUAGCAGAAUAAUGGACAUUGUAUUUCAGUCGAAUAAAUUUUCCUGACUAAGUGAUAACAUAAAACUGUAGAAUUUAUCUGAGCAUAUGUAUAUUUGAUCUAUGUUGAUGAAUUAAAAUCUUAAUGCUCUUA
Molecule: messenger RNA, 1773 nt
Organism: Harmonia axyridis
Lineage: Eukaryota; Metazoa; Arthropoda; Insecta; Coleoptera; Coccinellidae
Product: protein tumorous imaginal discs, mitochondrial-like
Exons: 7
Coding region: 51-1640 (529 amino acids)
Biological process (GO): response to heat; mitochondrion organization; negative regulation of apoptotic process
Cellular component (GO): mitochondrion
Molecular function (GO): heat shock protein binding; ATP binding
Source: RefSeq, a predicted model, not a curated record